GAGUGAAGGGUUUUGCAAGAAUUGUAUAAUGUUUUUGGUGGCUAGUGUGUAUAGUUUUGCAAAAAAAAAUAGCCUAUAGUUUCAAAGAUAGUGCCUAAGCAAUCAGAAAAAACUGUAAUGGCAAGAGUUGUGGAACAGGGAGGGAAAGGGAAGACACCUGUAUAAGAUCCACGAAAAUGUGGGGGAGGUCCUCGGGUCAACAGAGAAGGGAGGAAGACAUCAUCACAAGACUGAAACUGGGAAACACAAGGCUCAACAGCACUUUACAAUUAGGGAAACAAUCCGACUGGGAAGUGUGAUCAAUGCCAGGAGAUGGAGACAGUGGAACACAUCCUAUUUCAGUGACAGCGAUAUGGGAGGGAACGGGACAGUUUUAUUAGUAGGAAUAAUGGCAUUGAACAGCCUAGUUUAAUUUAAUUGUUAAGAAAACCUUAAGGUGAUAUUGUAGUCAAUGAUGUAUUCCGAUAGGGAGAAUUGUUAAAUUGGGUAGGAUUCAACUUCAGACCUUAUCCAUCUCUGGUCCACAGUCCAGUAGGUGGCGGUAAUGCAUCACUAAAUUUGGUUGUCGAACGCGAUUUACAAACCACUGAAGAAGUGUACACAGAAGUGACCAAUAAUUUUCACUUUAGCGUUUUUGUUGUUAUUUAGACGUUUAUUAACACCCUCUAACUCGAAAUAUGACUCAUUUAACUACACAGCAUCACAUACUUACCCCAGGUAGUUUUUAAUUAGCGUUGGGGACAGGACUUGAUGGAUAGAUCUGUUAAUAGGUAACUAACGCUAGCUAGCUGCUAACAAUGGCUAACUGUAUGGUUUUUCACACUCAAAUAGCCUCCAUCAUGGAGGUUCUAGCGAAUGCAGCCGUGUCAGAGAUCUGUAAACUCGUAGACGACGACUAUGCAGUGUGUCGUUUGGAAAUAACUCAAAGCCAGAAAGAAAACAGGACAUUGCGGAGAAAACUACUAGAACUGAAGGUGGCACGGGGGCGCGCAGAGAGGACAACGCGAGAGCGCGUCCUCGGCAAUCGUCCCAAUAGCGUCAAGAUCCUCGAUCGAUACAGAGGAAUGGCAAGAGGUGAAGGACAUCUCACUGGAGGUCACAGGAGCUUUGUGAAGCCAGCGAGACACAAUAUAUGGAGAGAUGACCAACCAAUCACUGUUGAUGAGGAGAGUGGAACCUCAACCCAGCACGUUAUUAUGAUAGAGGCUGCAGAUGCAGAGGCUGUAGGUCCUGGGGUCAAGCAGGAGAGGUCUGAAGGAGAAGAGGACCCACGACAACGCAGAGACAUCCAGACUGGAACGGCUGGAGAGCCCCCUGUAGCCACGGAGGACCUCGCCACCCAGCCCAGGACCCGAUGCAGCAUCACGGAGGAGGAGGAGGGUCCAGGGGUGCUGCUGGUGAAGGAGGAGGGGUGUGAGGAGGGUCUGGGGAACACUGAGGGGACCAUGGUCAUGGAGGACAACCAGACUACACCUCCUCCUGAACCCACAGAUGAACCAGCUAAGCAGCACAGGACCACACACAGUCUCACUGAGUCAGUACACAUGGAGGAUGGGAAGAUUGAUCUGCUGUUAGUUAAAGAGGAGACAAUAGAAGACGGACCAGAGAGCAUUGAUCUGCUGAGUGGACUAAAGAUGGGGGAGCAAGGUGGUUGGUUGGAGGCUAACAGAGGAGACUGGGCAGCCAUCUUGGUAUCCCAGACGGCUGCAUCCAAGGGCCCGGGAGUCGACAUCACCAAGCAGGCCAAGACCAGAGAUGACAUAGUGGAGGUCAGUGGAUGGGACAGCGUCCUCAACUCUGGGCUGGUGAACAACACUGUUAACCACAACCAGAAACAGACGGUCGAACACAAAACAACAACCAAACGUAGUCUCCAUGACAACAGACUGGCUGAGACCAGGGCGAGGCGUAGAGUUGGUCUGCGGGGACGAGGAGGUGUCCCUAUGUGGCGGGAGAGAACAGACACAAACUCGGCUAACGAUGCUCCAUCCUGCUCCUAUAGUUGUGAUUCAGAGAGACUGAUGGGGCCUCAGGUUAACCCCCUAACAGGUGCUGCCUUCAGCCUGCCUUCUAUAGGAUCUAUUAACUGGAACAUGGACCCUGCGACAACACAGACACUCCCUGGCCUUCGGCCUCACACUCUCCUAAUGUUAAACCAGACCUCAGACAAUGCCAGUGCCUCAACACUAAAUGGCUACACAAGCUCAUUGACAAAUGACAUUAUUGGAGAUGGAAUCUGUGGGAAAGCCUUCAGUUUCCCCAAACAGGUGGAGAUCCACCAGAGGAUUCACACGGUGGAGAAACCAUUCGGCUGCCAACUAUGCCGGGCCAGUUUCUCACAUUCAUUCAACUUAAAGAGGCACCAAAGAGUCCACACAGGGGAGAAACCCUUCAGCUGCCCCCAGUGUGAGAAAAGGUUCUCACACCAGCACCAGCUGAAGAUGCACCUGAAGGUCCACACGGGAGAGAGGCCAUUCGCCUGUACACACUGCGGGAAGAGGUUCUCAGAGAGGAGCUACCUCAGGAUACACCAGCAGAAAAUGCACACAGCCCGAGUAUAAUAACAUAUCUUUUAAGAACAUCAUUUGAGGAGUCUCCUGAAGCAUGAGAGGAAUGGGAGCUAGAGGAAUCCACGAGUGCUGAGG
Messenger RNA from Oncorhynchus masou masou (cherry salmon), 2645 nucleotides. RefSeq lists its product as uncharacterized. Bases 798 to 2561 code for a protein of 587 amino acids. Gene Ontology annotation, biological process: regulation of transcription by RNA polymerase II. Gene Ontology annotation, molecular function: RNA polymerase II transcription regulatory region sequence-specific DNA binding; DNA-binding transcription factor activity, RNA polymerase II-specific. Lineage: Eukaryota; Metazoa; Chordata; Actinopteri; Salmoniformes; Salmonidae. Gene Ontology annotation, cellular component: nucleus. The transcript is spliced from 7 exons. The record is from RefSeq and is a predicted model, not a curated record.